Messenger RNA from Hemicordylus capensis (graceful crag lizard), 4030 nucleotides. RefSeq names its product replication factor C subunit 1 (gene RFC1). Gene Ontology annotation, molecular function: ATP binding; ATP hydrolysis activity; DNA clamp loader activity. The record is from RefSeq and is a predicted model, not a curated record. Bases 148 to 3594 code for a protein of 1148 amino acids. NCBI's taxonomy places the organism in Eukaryota, Metazoa, Chordata, Lepidosauria, Squamata, Cordylidae. Gene Ontology annotation, cellular component: nucleus; DNA replication factor C complex. The transcript is spliced from 25 exons. Gene Ontology annotation, biological process: DNA replication; DNA repair.
GGCGCGCGCGCCUGCGUGCGUGCCCCGCUCUGCGAUUGUUAUUGGCGCGAAGUAAACAGGGAGGGUGGCGGGGUUCAUAGAGCUUGCAUCGGCCGACCUGCCACCAACGGCAUAAACCGACAUCCUGGGAGAAGUCCCAGCGCCAACAUGGAUAUCCGGAAAUUCUUUGGGGUUGUAAAUGCUGGAAAGAAACAUGAAUGCAAUGAUGUCAAAAAGAACGAGAAACCGAAAAAUGAAGAGGUGACCUUGAGAGAAAAGUUGAAAUCAAAGGAAAUCAAAGUGAAGAAUUCAUCUCAGGAAGAAGUCAAACAAAAGCAGGUGAUCAAGAAGAAAAGGAUAAUCUAUGAUUCAGAUUCUGAAGAGGAGGUGCAGUUGGUGAAGAAAUCUAAACAGCCACCAGAUAGAAAACAAUCUUCAAAACCUGAUAAGAUUCUAAAGAAGGAACCUGUUGUUUAUGUUUCAGAGACAGAUGAAGAUGAAGACUUUGUUAAUAAGAAAGCUUUCCAAAAACCUAAGGAGAACGGGAAAUCAUCAAGCGUUUGUCUAGGAACAACUGCGGCACCAAAGGCAGAUACAAAACAGAAAAUAAAAAGUAAACCCUUAUCGCCAGUGAAACUAACACCAACCUCUGUAAUUGAUUUCUUUGGAACUGGGAGCAUUCAACGAUCGGAGAAGAAAUUGGUGUCAAGCAAACGAAAAGAGCUUUCACAAAGCAGAGAUUCCACAUUAGAUGAUGAGGCUCUUGCCAAGCAACUACAGCUUGAAGAGAAUACAGAGCUGGAAAGACAGUUGCAUGAAGAUGAAGAAUUUGCCAGAACUCUGGCCAUGUUAGAUGAAACGCCAAAGAAGAAAAAGCCUCGGAAAGAUUUGGAAGAGAAACAGACAGCUUCAAUAGCCAAAAUGAGCCCAGAUGAAGCAGAAAAAAAUAAGCAGGAUCACAAAGUGAAGCCUGGCAGUUCAGCAUCUGAACUGAGAUCUUACACUGCAAAAGACCAGACUCCUACAGAAAGUACAAGAACGCCAGAGUCGUCUUCUAGUAAGGAGAGGAAGGAUUUGGGGGAUAAGACGUCUUCAAAAGUUAGUUCCAAGUUGGCAGCUCUGAAGCAGAAAGGAGAGGGUAUUAAACAAGAAAAUGGAACUCCAAAAGUAGAGAGUCUCAAAAGAGAAAGUGCAACUCCAAAAGGAAAGACUGUUUCACCAAAGGAUGAGAGAACCCCUAAGCAAGAGAAGAUUUCUCCCCAAAAAUCAAAGUCUGUAAGUCCCGAGGACUCUGAAAAGAAGCGAGUUAACUACCAGGCUUACAGAAGCUUCCUUAACAGAGAAGGUCCAAAAGCACUUGGUUCUAAAGAGAUACCCCACGGUGGUGAAAAUUGCUUGGAAGGUCUGACGUUUGUGAUCACAGGUGUACUGGAAUCUAUUGAGCGAGAUGAGGCCAAGUCUCUCAUCGAGCGCUAUGGGGGGAAAGCAACUGGUAACAUCAGCAAGAAGACCAACUAUCUUGUGAAAGGCCGUGACUGUGGCAUGUCUAAGUGUGACAAGGCAUCGGCUUUAGGGACAAAAAUUAUUGAUGAAGAUGGCCUAUUUGAACUAAUUCGAACUAUGCCGGGCAAGAAGUCUAAAUAUGAAGUAGCCGCUGAAGCAGAGGCAAAGAAAACAAAAUCCAAGUGGGAGAAAAUGCCCCAGAAAGCUGAAGCAGAUAAAAGAAAAAUAAGUCCAGCAAAAAGAGAAAGUGAACCUAAAAAGAAAAACCCUACCCCUGAAAAAGAUGAUACCUUGAAAUCCAUCAGAAAGGUAACUACGGAAGCAAGGAGAGGUCUGGACUUUGAACAGAAAACUCUGGAGAAGAAGCAGGCUCCAAAGGUUGUUGAGAGUCCAGUUCAAGAGACAAGUAAAGGUGGAGGAGAGGUGGUAUUGUGGGUGGACAAAUACAAGCCCACAUCCCUUAAAGCAAUCAUUGGGCAGCAAGGCGAGCAGAGUUGUGCCAAUAAACUCCUGCGUUGGCUUCGAAACUGGUACAAGAAUCCUUCAGAGGACAAGAAUGUAAAAUCCAGCAAGUUUGGAAGCAAAGAUGAUGGCUCUAGUUCCAAAGCAGCUUUGCUUUCUGGGCCCCCAGGGGUUGGUAAAACAACAACUGCUUCGUUAGUUUGUGAGGAACUGGGUUUAAGUUAUGUGGAACUCAAUGCCAGUGACACUCGCAGUAAGAAUAGUCUGAAAGAGGUGGUUGCUGAAUCUCUAAAUAACACCAGUAUCAAAGGAUUCUGUUCAGGGACAUCAUCUUCAGUUAGCACACAACAUGUCCUAAUUAUGGAUGAGGUGGAUGGAAUGGCUGGCAAUGAAGACAGAGGAGGAAUACAGGAACUAAUUGACCUGAUCAAGCAUACCAAGAUUCCAAUAAUUUGUAUGUGUAAUGAUCGGAAUCAUCCCAAGAUGCGUUCCCUCGUCCACUACUGUUAUGACCUUCGCUUUCAGAGACCACGUGUGGAACAGAUUAAGGGUGCCAUGAUGUCAAUUGCCUUUAAAGAAGACUUAAAGAUUCCACCACCAGCAAUGAAUGAAAUAAUCUUGGCUGCUAAUCAGGACAUCAGACAAGUUUUAAAUAAUCUCUGCAUGUGGUGUGCAAAAAACAAAAGUCUGACUUAUGAUGAUGUCAAAGAGGAUGCGAACAAAGCAAAAAAAGACAUCAAGCUGGGCCCCUUUGAUGUGGCCAGGAAAGUUUUUGUUAUUGGAGAGGAGACCUCUCGCAUGUCUCUUAUUGACAAAUUGGACCUGUUUUUCCAUGAUUACUCUCUAGCCCCGCUGUUUGUCCAAGAGAACUACAUACACGUGAAACCAGCUGCUGCUGGGGACAACAUGAAGAAACAUUUGAUGUUACUAAGCAAAGCAGCUGACAGUAUAUGUGAUGGUGACUUAGUUGAUCGACAAAUUCGCAGCAGACAAAACUGGAGUCUUCUACCUACGCAGGCCAUUUACUCAAGUGUCCUACCUGGGGAGUUAAUGAGAGGUUACAUGAACCAAUUCCCAAACUUUCCAAGCUGGCUGGGGAAAUUUUCAUCUACAGGAAAGCAUGACCGAAUCACUCAAGAACUGUCGUUGCACAUGAGCCUCAGAACACAUGCAAGCAAGAGAGCGGUAAAUCUGGAGUAUUUGUCAUACCUCCGCGAUGCCAUUGUGAGACCUUUGACUUGCCUGGGAACAGAAGGGGUGCAAGAUGCUGUAGUGUUCAUGGAUUCUUAUUACUUGAUGAAGGAAGAUGUUGAAAAUAUAAUGGAAGUAACCAGCUGGGGAGGCAAGCCUAGUGCAUUCUCUAAACUGGAUUCCAAGGUUAAAUCAGCUUUCACACGAGCCUACAACAAAGAGACACAUCUUACGCCAUAUUCAUUACAAAUGAUAAAGAAGUCAAAACGGCGAGCAGGAUCUUCACUGGAUACAGAACUGAAUGAAGGACUGGAAACUAUUGAAGACAAAUCAGAUAACGAGCAAGAUACUAUUGAAAAUGAUGCAAUGAUUAAGAAGAAGAUCAAGGCUGUGAAGCAACCCAGACCAGAAAGAAAUGAAGAGAAGAAAAAGGGAAAAGCAAAUAAAAAGUCAAAAUGAAUAGUUCAGUAUUGACCAGUAUUAACACUGACCAGCUAUGCAAACUUUACAGUAAUGGGACUUUUAUGCUGAGAUAUAGCUGAAAGGACAAAAUGAAUGGGUGCAAAAAGCUCUUAGAUGUGAUGUGACUACUUUAUUACUAUUGUACAAAAACAAACACUUGCUGUACUAUGUUGAAAUGAGACAAACUACAAUGUAUGUUUGAUUUUGUGUAAAUGUGAGUGGAGGGUUGGCAUCAUCUGGAAGAAUGCACUGACUUUUUGCAUGUAUUCUAUAUUUCAGCUUUGCAGAAAUCUGAUCUUUUUUACAAUAGCCAUUAUGUUGUCAGACCUUGUAUAUAGCAUAUAAUGGACAAACCUUACAUUGGAUAUUUCUUCUGUACAUUAUAAAGUGCAGCAAAUGUGUAAAGUUGCAAUAAAAUUAGUUUCAUAUUUUA